Molecule: messenger RNA, 5613 nt
Organism: Eriocheir sinensis (Chinese mitten crab)
Lineage: Eukaryota; Metazoa; Arthropoda; Malacostraca; Decapoda; Varunidae
Exons: 11
Coding region: 4271-5452 (393 amino acids)
Source: RefSeq, a predicted model, not a curated record
UCACAACAUAUACCAAGACACACACACAGACACGCACACGGGGCUGCUGCAAUCCCAUGAGCUCUUGUUGACAGGCGCGUUGGUUCAUGAGCUGGUGUCCUCCGGUGCUCUACGAUAGUGGCCAAAGAAUACAUCACUUCGACUCGGCUGUUCCUUCGAUCCCCCGCACUUCGAUGUCCUCCCCUCUUCGGCAGGAUGGAGUGCGUGUGAGUUCCCCGAGAAGAGACGUCAUCUGUAGUUGUUUAGUCAGCGGGAAUAUGUCAUAAAAAGUGUGGUGGAAAAGAAUGUAAGCAGCAGUGAGGGGAAAUGUUGCAGCGUCCCGUAAAUUCUCACACGUGCACCACCGGAGGCCUUUGUGGACUGGCUAAGUGUCAAAAACCAGAGUUACAAUGUCCUCAAUACGAUGAUCUGGUAACGUUGGUGUCGAAGAAUUCAUCGUAGAAGUUACCAAAUGGGAGAACAGGUGAAGAGGAAAAGAAGAAAAGAUGCCCAUUUUGCUAAUCAGAUAAAAUGGUGUCUCUCUGAGUGGUGUUAAUACCCGAAUGACAUAACAGGCUAAAAAUAUACACCGUUGAGGUUAUAUAACGUAAGAAUAGAUGUGAUGGACAGAAACAUAGAUGACCACGGUGCUAAUAAUAUGAAAUAGAGUGCCGUCAUAACUUCCCGAAUGACAUAACAGGCUAAAAAAACAUCAAGGUUAUAUAACUUAAAAAUGGACGAAGAGGAAAGAAAAAAACGAUACCUAGCUUGAUGAUAAGAUGAAAAAGUCCUACCAAGAGUGCUGCUUAUAGUGAGUACUGUUGUGACCCAAAUGACAUAACACACUCAAGAAGAAAAAAACAUUACUGAGGCCAUGGAGGACAACACCGCAAGAGAAACAAAUGCAAGUCAAGGCUAAUCCCUCAACCUCACGUCCUUAGACUUAUUACAAAUUCGCGCGCGUGUGUGUGUGUGUGUGUGUGUGUUGAGAGGACUCCUUGCCCGAAGUGAGGAAAAGAGUGCCAAGUAAGUGUCACCUGAACCACCACUUGCGGGAACAAUUGGCAUCGGUUGGCCCAUAAAAAACAGUAGCUGGGUGCCCACAACAGACGCCGACGCAACGGAGAAGACACGUCCCGAGGAAGAGGAGAACGAGCGCUGUGGAUUAUCCUGACGAAGGGAAGAAGUGUUAGAAGUGAACGGCCAUACUUGUAAAAAAAAUAAAGAAGUUAGACAAGAAAAAUAAAGAAUUGGCGAUAUUGUAACGAAGAUAACACGUCCCGAGGAAGAGGAGAACGAGCGCUGUGGAUUAUCCUGACGAAGGGAAGAAGUGUUAGAAGUGAUCGGUGAUACUUGUAAAAAAAAUAAAGAAGUUAGACAAGAAAAAUAAAGAAUUGGCGAUAUUGUAACGAAGAUAACACGUCCCGGAGAAGAGGAGGACGAGCCCUGUGGAUUAUCCUGACGAAGGGAAGAAGUGUUAGAAGUGAUCGGUGAUACUUAUAAAAAAAAUAAAGAAGUUAGACAAGAAUAAUAAAGAAUUGGUGAUAUUGUAACUAAGAUAACACGUCCCGGAGAAGAGGAGAACGAGCCUUGUGGAUUAUCCUGACGGAGGGAAGAAGUGUUAGAAGUGAUCGGUGAUACUUAUAAAAAAAAUUAAAGAAGUUAGACAAGAAUAAUAAAGAAUUGGUGAUAUUGUAACUAAGAUAACACGUCCCGGAGAAGAGGAGAACGAGCCUUGUGGAUUAUCCUGACGAAGGGAAGAAGUGUUGGAAGUGACCAGUGACUAAAUAAAAUAAAAAAGAAAUAGAAAGAAAAAGGAAAACAAUAGCAAACUAACUAAUCAAGAAAAGGAAGAAAAAAUCACUGUGGAUUAUCCUGACGAAGGGAAGAAGUGUUGGAAAUGACCAGUGAUAAAAUAAAAUAAAAAGGAAAUAGAAAGGAAAAGGAAAACAAUAUAAAACAAACUAAUCAAGAAAGGGAAAGAAAAAUAGUCACUGUGGAUUAUACUGACAAAGGAAAUAAGUGAACAAAUAUAAGUGAUCAUUGAUAUUAGUGAAAAAAAAAGGAAAAGAAGAAAAGAAAAAGCAAUAGAUAACAAACUAAUCAAGAAAAAGAAAACAAAACCGUCAUUGUGGAUUAUACUGGAAAAGGAAUUAAGUGCUGUGCGUGAUCGGUGAUUCUAGAGAGAGAGAAAAAAAAGGAAUCAAAGUAAAAUAAAGAGAAAAAAUCGACAAGAAACCAAGAAAAAUAUAGAGAAUUGGUAACACUGGGACGCAAAAUAACACAUCCCUAAAAAAAAGGAAGAAAAUAAAUGAACAAGCGUGACUGAUCGCUGAUAGUUGUAAAAAAAAGAAAAAAAGAAAGAAAACACACUAGAAAGUAAACCACAUAGACAUAUAAAAAACAGGUGAUAUUGAAACGAAGAAAACACGUCACUGUGGUUUGAACUGAAGAAGGAAAUAGGUAAACAGGUGUAAGUGAUCGGCGAUAUCUGUGAAAACAAAAAUAACGAGAAAAAAUAGAAUUGUAAACCAACCAAUAGAAAAAUAAAGAUCUCAGUGAUAAAAAAACACACAGAAACAAAGACCGAUUGAAAAGACACAAACUGAACUACUCAAAAGAAAACAAAGAGUGAGAGAAACAAAGAAAGAAAGAAAACAAAACACAAAGUAGGAAAGAGGAACAAUAGAGUAUCAGUGUUUUGUGAAUAAAUAAACAAAAAAUACAACCUCCACUACCUAAAAGAAAACAAAGAGUGAGAGAAACAAACAAACAAAGAAAGAAAAAAACAGAACACAAAGUAGCAAAGAGGAACAAUAGGCUAUCAGUGAUUUGUGAAUAAAUUAAAAAGACAUAAUUUAAACUACCCAUAAGAUAAGAAAGAUAGAGUAUAUAUAAAUCAAACUAACAAAGAACAAAAAAAUAAAGAUACCAGUGAUAGGGAAACAAAGAAAAAACAAAACAGAUAAAAAACAAUAGAUUCCUAACUAUUCAAGUGACCUAAAUCGACCUGUACCAGAAAAAAGAAAAAAACUUAUAUUACCACACAUACAAAAAAUAAACGAAGAGAGAGCGCAAGAAAAGACGUAGAAAGGGAAACAUUAAACUACGAUAACCUUAUAUACGUAAACAUAAACAAAGGAAAAGAGAGAGAAGAAAAUAAAAAAAACUAAGCCAAAAUAAACAUUAAAAUACCAAUCUGACAUUUCCACAUCGACGCAAAGAGAAAGAGAGUGAAGGAAAUUCAAAACACACAAAGAAAAAAAAGAAAAAGCAAACCAAAACAAACCUUAAACUACACAACUGACGUAUCUUCAUCAACGUAAAGAGACAAAGUGAAGAAAAACUAACAGAAAAACAAAAUACAAGACACACAAAGAAAAGUAAACAAAAAAGUGCAACAGGAACGUCACUCAAAAACAACUCUCUCUCUCUGACACUCUCUAUCUAUCUAUCUAUCUAUCUCUCAAACCACUGUUACCAAACGGAGGAAUUCUUGUGCUUAAGUCUGUGAGAGUGUGUGAGGGCCUAUCUCUCUCUCACUCUCUCUCACUCUCUAUCUAUCUAUCUAUCUAUCUCUCAAACCACUGUUACCAAACGGAGGAAUUCUUGUGCUUAAGUCUGUGAGAGUGUGUGAGGGCCUAUCUCUCUCUCACUCUCUCUCACUCUCUAUCUAUCUAUCUAUCUAUCUCUCAAACCACUGUUACCAAACGGAGGAAUUCUUGUGCUUAAGUCUGUGUGUGAGUGUGUGAGGGACUAUCUCUCUAUCUAUCUAUCUAUCUCUCAAACCACUGUUACCAAACGGAGGAAUUCUUGUGCUUAAGUCUGUGAGAGUGUGUGACGGACUAUCUCUCUCACUCUCUCUCUCUCUAAGUACUGAUACCAAAAGGAAGAAUUCUUGUGCUUCAGUCUGUGUGUCUGUGAGGGAAGGCGAUCACGAGGGGCCUGAACGCGCUAGAGUCAGCCUUGUAAGAUGAAUUUUCUCUACUACAAGGGAUUUGGCGACGAUAAAACCUCCUCAUCUCACGUCGGCUACAAGAAAAAGAAGGAUCCGAGGAAGAAGAACAGCGCCUUCCAGCAUGGCAUUGAAGUCCACAGAACCGAUACCUUCGCAUGUUGUGGGUUGACUCAGGCCAAGCCGAACCGCGUCCACGCCCAUGGCCGUCUAUUCUACGUGUUGCCAGCCCCACCCGAGCCUGUCCCGUCGUGGGUGUAGCCAUAAGGACUGAGCCUCACCUUUACCCCUCCGCCAGGUACCUUCCAUCCCCACCCUCACGUGAAGAAGACCUCUAUGUUCCUGCCGUCCACACCCACCCCGACAGGUCACGCCGCUGGGUGCGAGUGUGAGCUCUGCAGCACGGAGUUCCCCCUUCGCACCCACCUGCUCAUCGACAUGUCCUACUCGAGGCUGAAUCAGGACCAGCAGUCGACUCCCAAGACCAGCACGGGAUCCAGGUUCAGCUUCUUCAGCCGCAAGAAGACCUCGAGUCCCAACGCGGCUGCCCACGCCGCGGCCGCCCUCGCGCUGUUCAGGGAACAACAGAGGCAGGCUGCUCUAAGGGCGCUGAAGCAGGCGGAGGAGGAAGAGGCAGCGAUGGCGUCCAAUUCGCGGGACCCCGUUACGCUCAGCAGCCUCAAGCAGGACUCCCUCAUGAUUCCCGCGACGCGCAUGGCCCAGUUCUUCCCGGCAGGACACCCGAUCCCGACGAGCACCAGCCACGGACGUCUGCGGCUGCUGGAGGCGCCUGAGCAGAACCUCCACGUCGUCUUCCACAUGAUGGGCCCCGCCGCGCACAUCACCCCCGCCCUAUGCUCCCCCCUGCACGACCUAUAUACCCAGCAACGAGACAGUGUGAUUAGGGCUUUCCGGGCGGCGGUGGGCGGGGCAGGGACCAGCGGCGGGGCUCUGCAGGGCAUGGUGCUGCUCAACCUGGAGAGGGGCGGCGAGAUGGGGGCAGUGGAGUACCCCUUCAUGCUGGUGUGGGUGGUGGAUGGACGGCAGUGCGACGCCCGCCUCGUCAUCAGCAAGCUUCGGCAACUGAGUCUGGAGGAGUUCGACCCCGCUAAGACCGGCUUCUCCUGCCCCCACUACUUCGAUACUUAUGAGGAGGUGGCGAUGCUGGCACGACCCCCGCUUGCAGAAAAGCUGGCGCGCAAGCCCACCUCCUCCUCCACGGGUUACAUCCUCACUGUCUUCAAAGUCUUCGAGGGCGACGAUAGUGUCAAGUUCGAGAGGAAUUGGCUCAACUGGACUGGGGCUCGAACGCUGUACAAGAGUCUUAGCAGCGAGGUGGGUCUGCGCCGCCUCACUCUGCACAAGUCGAGACCUCAGGGCGGCUUCCUCCACUACGUCCUGCUCUGCGACUGUUCCAACUUCCUCAAGUCCAUCCACCAGGCUGUGCGCGCUAUUCCGACCCUCAGGAUGCGACUCUGCGGCGACAUGGGACUCUAUAGACCUAUCUCGACCUUCUGAGAGAUUAAAAAAUUAUGCUAGUAGAUGAAAAAUGGGUUAUGAUCGUCUUCUAGGUCAAUGGACUGAUAAUAAGGAGUUGAAAGGUCCUGACAAGAGUAUCAGAAGCUUGUGGACCCAUAAAGACCUAUUUCCACCUUCUGAGAGAUUAAAAAAUGAUGCUA